This is a messenger RNA of Cuscuta europaea, 960 nucleotides long. The record is from the annotation of a GenBank genome assembly. NCBI's taxonomy places the organism in Eukaryota, Viridiplantae, Streptophyta, Magnoliopsida, Solanales, Convolvulaceae.
GUUUUUUGACUUGAGAUCAUGAUGGAAUAAAGCAAAAUGGCACUGGGCUAAAUGAAAAUGAUAGAAAAUCUCGAUGAGGGAAACCAUGAAGGAUUUACACAAGUAAAAAGAAGCAACACAACUACAAUCUCAAAAACCAUGCCUAAUGAAGCUACAAAAGAGGUACAACAAUACUACCAGGUGGGCUAUACAUCAAUCAAUACGAAAAACAUGGUCAUCGCCACUCUCAUCGUCUAUCUGGAUAAAAUUAUUUCCCGAUCAGCGGAGCAAAUUUCGUUCUAUAUAAACUCCUUGAAGUGAUAGUGUACUGGGAUCUUGAUGAACAUUGUCCACAAACAAAAAAAUCAACUUUUCCUCCUAGAAUAUGUGAUCGAGAAAUGUAGUUGCCUUCUAUCCAUGCUUCCUUCAGUUGGCAUUAGUGUCCGGUCCAUCUCACAUUCUGAGUGUUCUGGAAUUAUGCCAAAACGGGUUUGGUUCACCAAACCAUUGUAUGAUCGCCAUUCUGCUUUGCAUAUAGCUGCUGCCAAUGGCCAGAUCGAGGUCCUUAAUAUGAUGUUAAACAUAUCUGUCAACCCGGAUGUGUUGAAUCGCUACAAGCAGGUCCCGUGUUUCCUGCUUUCUUCUUCUUCUUCCUUGUUUGGUUGGAUAUUUUGUGCAUUUUCUUUAUAUUUCUCCCUAAUGACAGCUGAUGGCCUGAAAAACAUAUAAGUUAUAAACAAAGCAGAAUUGGGGAACCUAGCAAUAAAAAUUAUGGCUUAUGUAACCAAAAUUAUGCACUGUUUAUUGAUCUGGAAACAUGUUUCACAAAUCAUCAUGCAAUUUUCAUACUAUUUCAUACUCGUUUUUUUAACCUUCUUUUCUCAACUUAUUCCACAACUAAAUCAAAUGCAAUUAGAAAUGUUUCUAUAAAUUCAAUUGGAGAAGAUUUUACCACUACAUCAUCUCAUAAUAUCAUUUACU